Messenger RNA from Homo sapiens (human), 6657 nucleotides. It is a transcript of the gene BAHD1, whose product is annotated as bromo adjacent homology domain containing 1. Gene Ontology annotation, molecular function: chromatin binding. NCBI's taxonomy places the organism in Eukaryota, Metazoa, Chordata, Mammalia, Primates, Hominidae. The record is from RefSeq and is a predicted model, not a curated record. The coding region runs from base 2053 to 4551 and encodes 832 amino acids. Gene Ontology annotation, cellular component: nucleus; chromosome. The transcript is spliced from 7 exons.
CUAAAGUUUGUUCUGAGAUAAUUUAAUUGCAUGUCUAAAAUCCAGAGAGUGAUGAUGAAUCUCAAGGCCUUUGUGCCUUCUGUGAGGCUACACGGCAUGUGAUUUCUUUUGGUGGCAGUCAGAAGGGGAUGACGUGGUCUGGCCACUGGAAUAUGAAGGGGAGUUGCCCAAAUAGCAUUUCCCUCUUUGGUAGGGCUCUUACCUGGCAGGAGACUCAUGCCAGUCGGAUCUGGUGUUAAGGAGGGUUUGCUCCGGAGAGUUUAGCCAGUGAUUAGGUUCUUUUUGAUAUCUCCCUCUCUUUCUUCCUUUCUGUUGUCCUGCUGUCCCCGUGUCAGGCCUGUGUUGUUGUUAUAGCCUCCCUUUCCCUCCUGCUUCCUUUGGCCCUUCUGAUCCAGUCUGUAUGCAGCUACCAGGUCAUUCUUCCUAAAACACCCCUUCCCGGUGUCACUCCCUUUCUCACAGACUUGCAAUGGCUCCCCGUUCCCUGCAGUCUGACCCUAGACAGUGUCCCCUCCAGCUCUUCCCUAGCCAUACCAUGCACAUUUUUUCUUCCUGCAUCUUCACUGCUGCCGCUCCCCUUCCUUUACUCCCACUUGAAUCCCACUUGUCCUUAGUCUGGUUGUUGCUCAGACCACUCCAGGCCAACAUAGUCAUCCCCGCCUGAGCUCAUGACUCUGGAUUUUCUAACGUGGUAUCCUCUUGAGUGGUUUUGUAGGUUGGAAAUUUCUUAAGGACAGGAACAAUAUGAGUGUUAAACCUCUGUGUGUGUGUGUGUGUGUGUGAAUAUUCUGGUAUUUCUUGUACAGUGCUGUGCACAUCAUUUUUGUUGAGUGAAUAAAUGUGGUUGGUUGCUGAGUUAGGCAGGAACAAGGGGGAGACCUUCCUUUCAGCUUCUCCAGAAAUGCUCAUAUUGGAGUCCUUGGAGAUUUCCAGCCCUUUCUGUCAAAGGCAUAUGGAUAGGGCAUGUUUGGGGUGCUGUAAAUGGGAAAUUUAACUGCUGUUUCUAAUAUUUCUGCUGGUGAAGAGUCCUAUGGAUUGCUUAUGUGAUACCAUAUAGACAUUGGAAAAGGGCUGUAAUCCUGUUUUCCUCCUACCUCACCGGACCACCAUUCUUUCUACCCAGCUUUGCUGCUCUUAUGCAGUUUUCCUUGUUGUUCAUGCUAAAUGAAUCCAUGUUUUAUCUCUUCUCAAACCGGGUGCAAAUGAGGGAGAAAACACAAUUCUGAGCACAGAAAAGAAAAAUACUCCUGGGUCUGGCCCAUAGAUGGGACUUUUGGGGCUGGUUUGGAAGAGGUGUUUAUGGGGGCAUCACCAACAUAAGAGGCACAAUCAGCCCCACAUUGGACCCCUCAUAAAGGAAAGCUACAAUCCCUGCUCUCUCAGGCUUCUGUUUUGGUUCACCAUCAACCCUGGACCAUGGGGGAAACGGGAAAGAGGACUGGUGACUGGUUAGAGGCCAGAUAGUGAAAAAAUAUAUUCUGCAUCCAUCCCCUUUCCCCCAAACCUCCCUUUUGUGCCCCAGUUUGAUGAUUAAUGGACCAGCAUUUCCCUUCUACGCGGGAAGGCCACCCCUCACAGUUGCCAUGGCAAUGCAGACCGCUCCCCCGUCAAUUAAAAAAAAAAUCCCUACUACUUCUCUCCUCCUUCUACUGUAGCAGGAGAAAAGCUACCUCAGAAUGCAUCUCCUGGGCUCUCUUCUCAGCUCCUUUAGCUGUGUUUGCUGUGUGUCCUAGAACACAGUCCUUCCUCUCUUUCUGGGGAUUGCCUGAGUUUCUUCACUCUGAGCAAAUUGUGCCCCUUCUGGAGCCAGCAGCCCCUGGAACACUUAUAUCAAGAAACAGAGAAAAUUUCUGUUUAUUUAUUCAUCCCCGGUGCAAAUUAAAAACUAGAGAGAGCUCCUUUUGGGUAAAAAAAAAAAAAAAAAAAACAACCCUUUCACACCUUCUCUGGUUAGAGGUAUAAGUUGGGGCACAUUUGACAUCCAGAAAGGAAGUUUUAGUAAACCUGGAAGGAAUUCAGCCUCCUAGCAUACAUACUUCAAAUUGGAGUUCUAUGGGGAAUUCUCAAAAUUAUUUUCAUUCCUCCUCACCUCUCUGUUCCAGCAUCCAGGAGGACUUGUGUGUUUUCAUUUUAUCUGUUCUUAUUCCUCUUGGCCUUGCUCCGGCAACAUCUGGCCUCAGCACCCUGUCGCAAGGUUGGAAGUACUCCAUGACACACACUCGGAGAAAGUCCCUUCCCAUGCUGAGUUCGGGCCUCACUGGCCGCCGAGAGCCCCUGCAGAUGGAAGACAGCAACAUGGAGCAGGGGGUUGAGGGUGUGGAGCCAGGCAUGCCCGAGAGCCCAGGUCACCUCACAGGGCGCCGCAAGAAUUACCCACUUCGUAAGCGCCCAUUGGUUCCUGAGAAGCCCAAGGCCUGCAAAGUGCUGCUGACUCGCCUGGAGAAUGUGGCCGGUCCCCGGAGUGCAGAUGAGGCUGAUGAGCUACCGCCUGACCUGCCCAAGCCCCCCAGCCCGGCCCCAUCCAGUGAAGACCCUGGCCUUGCCCAGCCCCGCAAGCGGCGCCUGGCCUCCCUCAAUGCUGAAGCUCUCAAUAACCUGCUGCUGGAGCGAGAGGACACCAGCAGCCUGGCAGGCACCCGCCGCAGUCGAGCAGGGGAUCCCCACCGCAGCCGUGACCGUGAUCGUGCUACUGGGGGCUGGUCCUCCUCCAAGAAGCGGCCCCGGCUGGGGGACCUUGGAGGAGGAAGUCGGGACCUGUCUCCAGAGCCAGCACCCGAUGAAGGUCCCCGCCGAGAUGGAGACCCAGCUCCCAAGAGACUGGCUAGCCUGAACGCAGCUGCUUUCCUAAAACUGAGCCAGGAGCGGGAGCUACCCCUGCGGCUGCCUCGUGCCCAUGCAGAAGUAGAUGGGCGCUCCACUGAGCCCCCAGCACCCAAGGCCCCGAGGCCAAAGUGGCCCAAGGUCAAUGGCAAGAACUAUCCCAAGGCUUGGCAGGGGGCCAGCUCUGGGGAGGCUGCAGGCCCACCUGGCUGGCAAGGCUGCCCUGAUGAACCAUGGCCAUCUGCAACUCCUUGUGGGCCAUCCGUCCAGCCAUCUCAUCAGCCCCUGAGCAAGGCUCUGGAGAGCCCUUUGGGGCUGCGCCCUCACCUGCCCCUGCUGAUGGGUGGACAGGCGGCUCUGAAGCCGGAGCCUGGGCGCCCAGGCGAGGAGUCACCUGCCCCUAAGCAGGAACUGCAUCAGCCCUCUUUCCCCACACCUCAGCUGUCGCCGCUGCCGAUGCCUGGCAACCCCGCCGACUACAAUGGCCUGUGUGUUGGGCCUGAGCUCACUGCACUAGGCAGCUUCUACCUGUACUGUGGCCAAGAGGGGCUGCAGUGUGGGGGCUACUCGCCCUGCCCCAUGCUUCCUGAGGGCAAGCUGUCCCCAGUGGCUGCACCUCACGAGGAGGGGCUCCUCUUAGCUCCGAGCUCAGUGCCCUCAGGCACCCCUUUCCAGCACCCUCCCUGGGGCUCCUCUCGCUACUGCUCUAGCGAGGACACUGGAGUGAAUGGCUACAGCAUCUGCGGAGUGUUGCCCCUGUCUGUUACCCACGCUGGCACUACCUGUGGCGGCUGCCCAUACAAAAUGCCUUUUGCAGCAGAAGGCUGCAGAUCCCUGGGCCAGUUGGAAUUUCCUCUCCCGGAAGCUGGCCACCCAGCCUCACCCGCCCACCCACUCCUGGGGUGCCCUGUACCCAGUGUGCCACCUGCAGCAGAGCCCGUCCCCCAUCUUCAGACACCCACCUCGGAGCCCCAGACAGUAGCCCGUGCGUGCCCUCAGAGCGCCAAACCUCCCAGCGGUUCUAAGUCAGGUCUGCGCACAGGCUCCAGCUGCAGGCACACUGCAAGGAGCAAGGCUGCCCGCAGGCCUAGCCACCCCAAGCAGCCACGUGUCCAGCGCCCACGCCCUCGCCGCCGCCGUCGCCGCCGCACUAAUGGCUGGGUACCUGUUGGGGCUGCGUGUGAGAAGGCUGUGUAUGUCUUGGAUGAGCCGGAGCCAGCCAUCCGAAAGAGCUACCAGGCGGUAGAGCGGCAUGGGGAGACAAUCCGAGUCCGGGACACCGUCCUUCUCAAAUCAGGCCCACGAAAGACCUCCACACCUUAUGUGGCCAAGAUCUCUGCCCUCUGGGAGAACCCCGAGUCAGGAGAGCUGAUGAUGAGCCUCCUGUGGUAUUACAGACCUGAGCACUUACAGGGAGGCCGCAGUCCCAGCAUGCACGAGCCCUUGCAGAAUGAAGUGUUUGCAUCGCGACAUCAGGACCAGAACAGUGUGGCCUGCAUUGAGGAGAAGUGCUAUGUGCUGACUUUUGCCGAGUACUGCAGGUUCUGUGCCAUGGCCAAGCGCCGAGGUGAAGGCCUCCCCAGCCGAAAGACAGCACUGGUUCCCCCCUCUGCAGACUAUUCCACCCCACCCCACCGCACAGUGCCAGAGGACACGGACCCUGAGCUGGUGUUCCUUUGCCGCCAUGUCUAUGACUUCCGCCACGGGCGCAUCCUUAAGAACCCCCAGUAGCCUCCUCAUGCCCAUGCUGGGGCUACCCAUGGGCAAGUGGGGCUCGGGGUAGGGGGCACUGCUUGAAGCACAGCACUUGGUUAGGGGGCCACAGAGGCCUAAGUUUGCUGGCCUGUGGUUUUCUUGGGGGGGAGGGCAGGGGCCCCUGUGGGUUCUGGGCUCCAGGGGAGGGAGCUGGGGAGGCCAGGGUAUAAGAAAAGCAUCAGAACUCUCAGCUUGGCCCAAGGUACCUUCUGUGGUUCCCCUGGGUGGAGAUUUCCGAAAAGUAGUCUUCUCUGAGGCUGGGCCAAGCCUGAGGGAAAUGGGGCCCUAGGAGGGUGGGGGCGGGAAGGAGGGGCAAGGUCUUUCAGGAACCAGACCCAACAGGCCCUUCUGUAGCCUCCCCCUUGCCCUCAAAGGGGGAGUGGGGGCCAGCUUUACCUCACCCACUGUGACCCGCCGCUUCCCCUUCAGCCUGGGACCAGGCUUUCCUAGAUCCCAGCACAGCUCUGAGCUUGUUCCUUUGAGGCAUAGAGAGCCAGAGUCUGGCUUCCAGAGCAUUGACUUCCUCUUCCUAGACUUGAGGCCUUUUCUCUGGCUUUCCUCCUUUGCCCUGCAGUAGCAACUGGUGCUGGGACAAGUUGACCCACCUCUCACAGUCAUGGGUGUGGCCCACUUGUGGGAGUCUCCUGUCCACCUCCCAGAGACGGCCACCCAGCGGGUCUGGCUUCCCAGAAAGUUAACUGAUGAUUGUGGGGUUUGUCAUAUCUGGGAGGGAAGAUGGGUGCUGGGAGAGGGUUGGGGGCAGGGGGCAAGGAAAAUUGCUACCUGAUUUGUUGAAGAUUUUUCCUCUUGCCUUACACAUGGAGGUUCCAGGAAACCUCUUGCAGAACUUCACACGUGAUUCUUCAAGCCACACCCACCUGAAAUCAAACCAAAGGAGUGCUGUGGCUCCCCUUGCCCUGCCACCCUUUCCCUAGUCUUUUGUAGAUUGCACUAAUUUACAUCCUAGCAAGAAUCAACACUGUAUCAGUCCACGGACCUGCUGAGCUGCAGCCACUUGCUCUAGGAGCUAAGGACUUGCAUUUUCAGUUUGUUCCUGUUGCCCAGAGGCCCUGUUCUCACCUCAUGCUGCUCCCCAGAGUAGACUAACAGGCUCAGUCCCCUGUUGUCCUUGUGGAGACUAGGCCUUGGCCCUGGCCCUGAGACUCUGUGAGGGGGCUGGAGCAGCCUGGUUAUUUCCUAUCUGUACCAAAGAGGAGUAUGGUGGGAGAGGGAGUGGAGUGCAGUGUGGCUUGGGCCUGGUGCUGGGAACCUGCUAGCUGAGCACUUCCACAAGGGCAUACCCCUGGGGGCAGGGGCUGGGGCUGAGAACUGCAGCCCUGGGUCUUCCCUUAGGGAGGAAGGGCAGAUGAACCCAGCAGGCUUAGGAGGUGGCACUGGGUGAGGACAGCUGGGCAGGGGCUGCAGAGGGAGGUGGAAAUGAACCCUGAGGGCUCCCCCAACUUGCCAUGCCCUGUCCCUUAGUAGAUGAGUUGCUCCUGAUUGGUCAUUGGGUUUGGGUGAGGCCUGGAGGCUUCAGAGGUGAAUUUAUGCUUGGGAAGCCUGAUCCCAAACCUGAAGGGAAGGGACUUGGAUCUCCUUAUAUUGAAUAAGCUGUUUGGAGGAAGGUGUCUGUCUGGGAGGAUGGGGCAGUAAAUGAGGUUGGCAGAGUGGCAGUGGGGGCUCUGCAGAGCCAGCCUUGGAGCCUGCUCAUUCUGGGCCCUUGCUGCCAAGGAGCCCAGCCUCACCUAGCAGGAAAGGAGAUGAAGGCCCUCCUCCCAGGAGGUAGGGUCUUGGCUGCCCCGAACUUAAAUGCUUUUGAAAUCUCUUAGAUGUGGAAAUAUUUUUUCGAACCUGAAAAUGCAGCUGGUAGAAUUUCAAUGGAAGCAUAAUCCAUGUAAAAUAUAUUUUAGUUGAUAUUUUGUAAAAUGCACUUUUUGUGUGUGUUGAUCCUGGUUUCCCAGAUCUGUAUUUCAGUGUUUACAAGGGAGGAAGGACCUUUCCUCACCUCCCUUUUGACAGAGAUUAGAAGUACUUCUUUAAGAAAAAAAUAAAUUUGAGAAAUUGUAUUGAUUUAGAAAAGGA